Messenger RNA from Gamsiella multidivaricata, 4644 nucleotides. RefSeq lists its product as uncharacterized. The record is from RefSeq and is a predicted model, not a curated record. Gene Ontology annotation, cellular component: membrane. Gene Ontology annotation, biological process: intracellular calcium ion homeostasis. Lineage: Eukaryota; Fungi; Mortierellomycota; Mortierellomycetes; Mortierellales; Mortierellaceae. The transcript is spliced from 9 exons. Gene Ontology annotation, molecular function: ATPase-coupled monoatomic cation transmembrane transporter activity; ATP binding; P-type ion transporter activity. Bases 81 to 4583 code for a protein of 1500 amino acids.
CGAAUAAAGUUGAAGGCACCUCCGCAUUUUGCGGGCUGCGCGCUCUUGCACCGGCAAACAAUGAUGCCGGUCAUGUGACAAUGUACCCAUAUGGUUUUUUGGGUCCAGUGUGUCCAGCGGUCCUUUUGGUCGUUUACUACAAUACACAGACGACCGACUUUAACACCUUCCUCCUUUCUUUGCACUUCACUUUGUCUCUACACAUUCCCACAUUUCGCAUACGAGUACUUGUCACCUCUCCUUGUCCUUUCAUGAGAAACUCUGCCCCUCUCCCUUCCUCUUCCGCCUCCACUCAAGAACGCAACCACCGCCACCAAAAUCAUAACCAGUCAGCUAGUAACAACAAUAACACCUUCAGCAACAGUAACAGCAACAGCAGCAGCAACAACAACACUAUCGAGCAUGUGAGCUCUCCCGAUACUACCAGGCGCCGGGCGUCGUUGAAAUCGCUGCAUCAGAAUGGCGGCUCUGGUUCUUCUGUCGGCACUCCCGUAGCGCAGGGCCAGGACAAGGUCGUCGACCUUAACCAAUCGUCUUCCCCAUUGCCCUUCCAGCCCUAUGUGCUACCAACACAGCUUUCACAGAGAUUCAACCACGAUUCCGACAGUGAGCACGAUUCGAAUGACGAUGAUCAAGAGGACAGUGAUCGUACCGAGGGUGAAAUGAGUUCUGCGGCGAUCAAGGCCACUGGUAGACCCAAGGCUCUUAACAAGCGUCCUGCUGCGUCUGACCACAGGCAUGACCGAUGCAAGCAGCGGGUGUAUCUGGAGGAGGAGGAUGUGGAGUUGACCUUCACGGGAUACCGAUUCCGCCAGACUCGCCUUUAUCUUUACUACCUGCUCUGUGUUCUCUCCGGAGGCAUUGUCUUCUUGCUCGGAAGGUGGAUGCCCCAGCGGUAUAUUGCCUUUGUUGCCCGAAAAUGCGAGAUGAGCAAAGCAGAGUGCAUCGUUGUUCAGAACGAAUGGGGCCAAAUGACCAUGGAACCUGUUUUCACAAAGUACUAUGGUGGUCCCAUCGAUUCAGUCUUCAGUUCAGAGCAGAUGGAGGAGCAAGUCGACGGUGACGAUGACAGCUAUGAUGAAACAGUUACAACAGGUAUGCUGCACGACAUGCGAUACUUCGACUACCAGUACAUACGAUUUAUCUACAAUCCUACGGUACGGUUAUUCAUGCAAAACUCGCAAUGGAAGGACCCUGAUUGGUCACGCGCCGCUAAUUGUGGGCGUGGAAUCGGUCGCGAGACGUACCAGGAGAGAACCAUGGUUUUUGGGCAGAAUAUCAUCGAUGUUCAGGAGAAGACUGUUGGACAGCUUCUCGUGCAGGAAGUCUUGCAUCCAUUCUACGUGUUCCAAGUGUUUUCCAUGGCUCUUUGGUUCGCGGACGAUUAUUACUACUAUGCGGCUUGCAUCUUUGUCAUUUCGACCGUCUCCGUAGUCACUGAGCUGGUGGAGACUAAGAAGACUAUGCGGAGGAUGCGUAACAUGUCGCGAUUCACUUGCAACGCAAAGGUAUUUCGCUCUGGCAGAUGGCGAUAUAUUGGAUCAGAAGAACUUGUACCUGGAGAUGUCUUUGAGGUCACGGACUCUGAUUUGGCUGUCUUUCCUUGCGAUGCCGUUUUAUUAUCAGGAGACUGUAUUGUGAACGAGAGCAUGCUGACAGGAGAAUCUGUGCCAGUGUCAAAGAUCCCUGUUACGGAUAUCGCCCUACGGGAACUGGAUUUAUCGCUUUCAAAUAUUCCUGCAGAAAUCGCUCGCCAUUUCUUGUUUUCGGGAACCAAGAUUGUGCGUGCGAGACCAGGAGCACCCCAUCAAUCAGGACCAGCAAGCGUGGAAGACGAUGAAUACGGCACCAGUGCUCCACCACGAGGCUUGGCCAUGGUCGUAAGAAUCGGGUUCAACACAACAAAAGGAACUUUGAUUCGCUCCAUGCUCUUCCCAAAGCCCAAUGAUUUCCAAUUUUACCGCGACUCUUUCCGGUUCAUUGGAAUCCUUGCCUUGAUCGCCUGCGCCGGUUUCCUUAUUUCGACCGUCAACUUUGUGCGCAUGGGCGUACCUUUCAGGAUGAUGAUCGUUAAGGCUCUAGAUUUGAUCACCAUUGUCGUGCCGCCAGCCUUGCCCGCUACCAUGUCGAUCGGCACCAGCUUUGCAAUCGCACGACUGAAGCGUUCCAACAUCUUUUGUAUCAGUCCAACGAGAGUCAACAUUGGUGGCAAAAUCAGCUGCAUGUGCUUUGACAAGACUGGAACACUUACUGAGGAUGGUCUCGAUGUCCUCGGGGUACAAUGUGCUGAUAGCGCGACUGGAAAGUUUGGAGAGAUGCUGGAAAGUGCGGAUGCGAUGCAGAAUGCAUCCGAGACCAUCCUGGAGAAGAGUAUGCCGUUGCUCUUUGCCAUGGCAACUUGCCACUCUGUCAAGUCAGUCAACGGCGAGUUGAUCGGCGAUCCGUUGGAUCUCAAGAUGUUCGACUUUACUCAUUGGGUCCUGGACGAAGGUGGUUUGGGAGCUAGGAUUACUAAUAUUUCGGAGUCAUUGCAGAACGGGAGCAAAGGCGACAUGGGCGGUAUCGUUUCGACAGUCGUUCGACCCCCUGGUGGGAAACAGUUCAACCUCGAGGAUAUGAUCGCCAACCAUAGCACUCAUGAGAUGACUGAGGCUAACACAUUCCUGGAACUAGGCAUCAUCCGCUGCUUUGAAUUUGUUUCUUCGUUGCGCCGAAUGAGCGUUAUCGUGAAACGGCUCCACAGGCCAGGCAUGGAAAUUUUUGUGAAAGGAGCACCUGAGGUCAUGACCGACAUCUGCUUGAAGGAAUCGCUGCCCCUGGAUUAUACGGAGCGUCUUGCAUACUAUACACACCAUGGGUACCGUGUCAUUGCAUGCGCGUACAAGUUGGUGACGAACCUGAACUUUGUACGCGCUCAACGAGUGAAAAGGGAGCAAGUGGAAUCCGACUUGACAUUCCUGGGAUUCAUUGUCUUUGAGAACAAACUUAAGCCGACAACCGCGCCCAUCGUGGCAACCUUAGGCAAUGCUCGCAUCCGCCAGGUUAUGUGCACUGGAGACAACGUCCUGACCGCCAUCAGUGUGUCCAGGGAGUGCGGGUUGAUCAACAAAGUGCGGGAGGUAUAUACGCCUCGUUUUAUAUCCGGGGACUCGAUGACAGAAACCGCUCAGAUUGUAUGGGAAAACACCGAUAACGAGCGCAUGACAUUGGAUCCAAUAACGCUCAAGCCAUCCACAUCCUUGUCAGACGAUUCGACCAAUGGUCCAGAGUUCCCGCGAUAUAGCCAAAUGAUGAAUGACUAUGUGCUUGCCGUUACAGGAGACUGCUUCCGCUGGAUGGUCGAUUAUGCUCCUACUUCGACGUUGAACCGGAUGCUGGUCAAGGGACAGAUCUUUGCGCGCAUGUCUCCGGAUGAGAAGCACGAGUUGGUGGAACAUCUCCAAGGAAUUGGGUACUGUGUGGGCUUCUGCGGCGAUGGAGCAAAUGACUGUGGUGCUCUCAAGGCAGCCGAUGUCGGCAUCAGUUUGAGCGAGGCAGAGGCGUCUGUUGCUGCCCCAUUCACCAGCCGAUCCAACGAUAUCGGAUGCGUUGUUAAGGUUAUUCAGGAAGGCCGAGCUGCUUUGGUGACCAGCUUCAGCUGCUUCAAGUACAUGGCUCUGUACAGUAUUAUUCAGUUCACGACUGUCAGUUUCCUGUACGCGUUUGCCUCAAACCUGGGAGAUUUCCAGUUCCUGUACAUCGACCUUGUCCUCAUUCUACCCACAGCCGUCUUUAUGGGUCGCACGGAGGCCUAUCCUGUUUUGAGCCCCAAGCGUCCGACUGCGAACCUGGUCUCCAAAAAGGUCUUGACGUCCUUGAUCGGCCAGAUUCUGAUUCAGUCGUUGUUUCAAGGGGCCAUGUUCCUGAUUGUGCGCCGGCAGCCUUGGUACAUUCCACCGGACUAUGAUAGCGAGGAGAAGAACAUUGAGUGCUAUGAAAAUACGGUCCUGUUUCUGCUGUCGUGCUUCCAGUACUUGUUGGUUGCCAUUGUCUUUAGUGUUGGGCCACCCUACCGCAGGCCUAUGGCUUCUAAUCGUCCAUUCGUCCUCAUUACCGUCGGAUUGGUUCUCAUAUCGGUGAUCAUGGUGCUCUUCCCGACCCAGUGGAUCGCUGACGUGAUGCAGCUUGUCCAUAUACCCUUUAGCUUCCGGGUAUUUAUUCUGAUUUUGGCAGGAAUUGACCUUGGAAUCUCUCUCGUGUGCGAAUCGCAUCUAUUUCCAAUCAUUGCCCGCUGGAUCGGGGAGUGGUUGAGUUCUCGGAAGGCCCACAAGGAGCAACAGCACUGGCAUCAGCAGCAGGUGUAUGAGCCUCCACCACAGCAGCAUAUUCAGCAGAAUGUUGGGUAUGGAAGCCAGGAUGUGACAGACCCUGCAGUCGUCCAGGGCAACGCGCAUGAUGGUUCAGUAGCCGUGGCGGUGGAUCUGUAUGGAAGGGCUCCUGAUGAGGGAUCUGGGACCAAUAUUUCUGGCGCCAACAAGAACCUGGCCAAGAAAACGAGUAUUAAGAUCUACAAGAUGGUUGAGGACGAGAUGAUGGAGCUAUAGACGGGCACUAUAAUAGAUAGUCUAGACGCGUUUAAAUAAGAUUAUAUAAGGCUGUAUGGAG